Messenger RNA from Cryptotermes secundus, 2438 nucleotides. RefSeq lists its product as uncharacterized. Lineage: Eukaryota; Metazoa; Arthropoda; Insecta; Blattodea; Kalotermitidae. The coding region runs from base 132 to 2414 and encodes 760 amino acids. The transcript is spliced from 9 exons. Gene Ontology annotation, biological process: intraciliary transport. Gene Ontology annotation, cellular component: axoneme. The record is from RefSeq and is a predicted model, not a curated record.
GAUGUUAAUAACUUACCAGGUCAUCCCCUGCAUUUGAUGCAUCAGUAUGAUUGCUCAGCUUGUUGAUAGAACAACACAAUCACAAGAGGCAUAAAGAGUCCAUUACUGUGGAAACAAUUCUAAUCACAGUCAUGCCAGGAGAUAAACAAGAAAAGGAAGUUCAAAGGAAAUAUAGUAAUGAAAGGUUUUACGUGGAUUCUAGUGAAGGUUUUCGUUCCAAGUGUAAAAGUGCAGCUAAUCUACUGCAAAAGAGAAGACAACUUCAUCCUUUAUUGGGCCCUGGAGUAGGUAACCCCUAUCGUUCAGCUAGUAAUUGUGGAGCCAGGUUUAUUUCUAUAAGUUCUCCAACCAAAACCAACAUGAAUGGGUAUUCGCAAAAGAUCUUGUCUGCCAAGCUGUUACGAAUCAAACAGUUACAGAAUGAACUGACAGAUGCACAGUUUCAACUUAAUGAACUGGCCACAGAAAACAGAUUGCUGAAGACACUACAGAAAAGACAGGCCCUUGCUCUCAGCAAAUAUGAAGGCGCAAAAGCAGUGCUGCCCCAACUUAUUCGUUCACAUAAUGAAGAAGUUCGUGUUCUAAGAGCUAACAUAAAACAUCUAAAAUCACAAGGUUGUGAAAAGGAUCACCGCAUAAAAGAACUAGAUGCACACCUUCAAAAUUUGAGAGACCGACACCAUGAUUUGUUAAAGCUUUCAAGAGAACGGCACUUAGGUGAUAGAGAACAACUUACUAAGCAGGUAGAAGAGUUGCAGGAAAUCAUCAGGGAUCAAGAUACCAGGAUUCAGACACUUAAUCGUAAAGUAAUGCUUGAGACAAAGAAUUUCAAGUAUGAGUUAAGUACUGAAAUGGCACGACACAAGAAAACUAAAAGAGAUUUGACUGAAGCUUUAGACAAAAUAUCAAAGCUUGAAAUAUUGGUCAAAACAAAAGAAAAAUAUAUUGCAACUUUUGAGCCUAAGCGAAACUUCCGAAAAAACAACAGACAGUCACUGUCACUAGUGUCACUUGCUGGGCCAGCCAGGUAUUCUGACCGGUAUGUUUCAACAAAAUCUGAGACGGAAUUAAUUCCAAGGUUAGAAGAAGAGUCAAGUGAAGGAACAUGUAUGGCUUCCAAUACAUCAUAUGGUUCCACACACCCAAGUACAGACACAGUUCAGAUUAAUUAUGAAAACCAUAUGCCUUCCGAUGGAUACAAUGCCAGGCGUAUGAAAAUUGCAAAUAAGAGAAAAGUUAUGUUGGAUAAGAAAUUACAUGAAACAAUCAUAAACAAAACAGAAGACAUUAGCAGCAGUGGCCAUACUUCACCCACACCCUCAUCUAGUGUCAUUAAUGAAGACAGGAACACAGAUUUGUUGGAUGAUAAUGCAAGCAAACACCCUUACCGUUUUGAGAGAGUUUACGUAUCAAGAAAAUCUCCUCUGAAUGUUAAGUCUGAUAGAAAAUUAUCUCUUCAAGAUGAAACAAAAUCGAUUGGAAAUGUCAGUGUUGAUGAUCACAAGACAAAUAAAAGUGAAGAUCUUUUGAAGAGUCAGAAUGAAGAGUUACUGGAAAAGGAUAACGAGCCUUCAGAUACUUACACCAAAACUGGCAGGAGUGGAUCAUUUCAGGAAAAUAAAAGGAAGGAUGUAUUUACAGAUCUGACAGCCAAUAUAAUAAAAGAAACUGGGGCUGGGAAUGAUUCACUUUUAAGUGUUGAAUUGAAAUCUAUUGAAAAUGAAUACAAAGAAGCAAGGAAAGGAUCAUUAACGAUGGAAAAUCAAAAUUACAUUAAAGAAAAGUCCCUGCCUGCAAUAACAAACAGAAGUUCAAGUAGAAGAGAAUCUUUAGUAAGGGAAAAGAGGAAUUCAAUUGGGGAAGACUCCCUGCCUGCAGUAAAUAAAUGUUCAAGCAGAAAGGGAUCCAUAGAAAGAGAAUUGAUAAAUUCUGUAGGAGACAAAACCAUACCUGCAAUAAGAGAUAAAAGUGGAUGUCGAAGAGCAUCCUUGAACAAUAAAUUAGAGUUAGCUAGGGACAAUGUGACACACAUAGCAUCAGAUGAAGCAGACAAAGCAUUUGUAGCAUCGGAUGCAGAUGAAACUAAAAUUGGUGCACCUGGUGAAAUUUCACAAACUUGGAACAAAAUUCAAAAUACAGUUUUGAUCGAAAAAGAAAUAACAGAAGAAAAAUUGAAACAGUUUGCGAAUAAUGCAGAUUCAAGAUCUCUAGAGACCAAAAGCUAUGAUAAAAAGAAACUACUGGCUGCUUUGAGAGCUAUUGAUGAUGAAGCCGAUGCUUCCAUAAUCAAUCAAGGAGGAAAAAAUUCCUCAAUUGUAGAGAGUCUACUUACUACUUCUGUGUCAGAUUCAGAUUCAUCAUUAAACAUUCCUUUACCUUAUCUAGGGGAAAUGAGAAUUAUGGAUCAACAGUGACAUGAGAAAGUAAUUUCUUAAGGA